AUGUUGAUUUUUACUUCAUUACCAAACGAAUGUAAAACCGAAAUCUUCGAACACCUUUUAACCGAUCGGCAAACUUUAUACAGAUGUCUCUUAGUUAAUCGUUUUUGGUGCAAGAAUAUUAUACCUUCCUUAUGGAGGGAACCCUUUAGAUACAAAAUACAUAAGGUUUAUUUGAUUAUUAGGACUUAUCUCUUAGCACUAACCGCCGAUGAACAAUCAACCAUAAUACCUUUCAAUAUAAAUUUUGAACAUAAUCAACAACCAUUAUUAUUUGAAUAUGGAUCUUACUUGGAAAUUUUUAACUGUGCUUCAUUUUUUGAUGCUGCUUCCAAACUUUUAAUAAAUCAAGGUCAUAAGGAUACAGAAUUUAGUUAUUCUUGUCAAGCCAUAGUGGGUGCAAUCACAAAGAUGUUAAUGAGAACUUGUAGAAAUUUAAAAUCUUUAAACCUUUCAUCAGUAAUUGUGGUACCGGAUUCUAGAAUAUUUGAAUCAAGUAAAUAUGGUUUAUCACAAUUGGUAGAAUUAUGUCUUUGCCUGGAAAACAAUUCACCAAAAUCUUUGGAAAUUUUAAAUUAUUUAUCAACAAUUUGUCAUAAUCUUUCUAAAACAUUUUUUAUUGUUCGAGAGGGGAAUGAUCCAUUACCUCAAAAUUCCAUUAAUUCACUGGUCAAUUUGAUUAUGAAUCAACAUGAACUUAAAAAUUUCAAACUUCAUGAAGCAGCAAAAAGUGUGAAUAGAAUUAUUUCAUCAUUCAUAUCACAACAAGAUUCAUUAACAACAAUCUAUUUUUCAAAUGUUUCAUUUGAUAAAAUUUCAAAUGAUUCAUUGGAAAUAUUUAUAAAAUGCAAAAAUAUAAUUCAAAUACAACUUUAUUAUUGUAAAGGUAUCAAAUUAUCACAAAUCAAAAUAUUAAAGAAAUCACAAUUCAUUUUAAAGUCUUUAAUUCUAUAUCAAAAUGAAAUCAAUAUAUCAACAUUAAUUGAUAUUUGGGGAUUCAAUCUAGAACAUUUAGAUCUUGAUGAACUUAAUUCAGAAAUUAUUAAUUUUAUUACAAGAUGUUGUCAAAAUCUUAUAGAUUUAACUAUUAAAGGAUCUUUUGAUAAUCUUGAUUUAAUUUUUCCUUGGAUAAAAGGAUCCCAAUUAAAAGUAUUUAGUUUAGAAAGAACUAAAUUUGUAGGAUAUUUCUUUGGUAAUGAAAUUAAUCCUGUCUUUACAGAAUUAGGAAAAAAUUUACCAAAUUCAUUAAAUUAUUUAAAAAUUAAAGGUUGGAAAUUAAUGGAAAAUGUUUUAGGUCAAAUUUUAGAAGUUUGUAAAUUGGAAAUGUUGGAAAUUUUAUUAAUUGAACCAUUUUCAGAACAAAUUAAAUUAAAUCAUUUAAUAGAUAUUAAGGAAUUUUUAAGACGUAAUCGAAGUGUCAAGAAAGUUGAAAUUAAUUUUCAUAAGACAGAAAAUCCAUGGACAAAAGAAGAAGAAAAAGUUAUAAAUGAAAUUGAAGAGGAAUUUGAUAUUAGUAUUAUAAAAAAUGAAAUUUAUGAUUAA
This is a messenger RNA of Diversispora eburnea, 1539 nucleotides long. The record is from the annotation of a GenBank genome assembly. Lineage: Eukaryota; Fungi; Glomeromycota; Glomeromycetes; Diversisporales; Diversisporaceae.